GAGUUUUUUUUUAUUAUAAUUAUUCUUUGGAACCGGGAGGUUUCGUUUACUUUGCAUGGAUAUGAAUUUAAAUUUAUGUGCCAUCAGGAAAUUACUUCAAUCUGGUACUGUUCAAUCACUGAACAUUAACUAAACCCUUGUUUGAGCCCCAUUUUUCAAGAGAAAAAAGGGUUCUGUAAUAGUAUUUUUUGAGAAUGUGUGGUUAAAAAAUAAGGAAAAGUUUUAAGUUCAAGUACAAAUUACUUUAUUGGUAGAAUGUGUAGUUGAAAAUGAGUUUGGAAAAAAAUAAGUUUUUGAAUAAUGGCUUAUUUGAAUAAUGGAACUCAAACAGGGGCUAAAUUUAAUGUGCACGUUAUCUUUAUUGUCAAAAGAUGGACCUAAGUCUCUGGUGUGACUCAAUUGUUGUACGAUGCAAUACUCUGUGUCCAGAACCUCGAAUGAUUUACUCUCUUUUUGACCUCUCAGUAUGAUUAUUGUCGACAAAGCUUUAAUAAACUUAUUUCAAGAAAUUGUGUAUCUACCAAAAUGUAAUUGAAAUAAAUUAAACUAGAGGGAUUCAUGCUUUAUGGCUUUCAGCAUUUGGUGCUUGACAUUGCUGGUUCCUUUCGUUAUGCCUUUUAUUUUCUGCAGGUUCCAGUAAGGGUGGCUGGAGGUUUGCUUUUCGAGCUUCUGGGGCAGUCUGUUGGUGAUCCUUUUGUCGAAGAAGAUGACGUUCCCAUUGUCCUUCGUUCAUGGCAAGCACAGAACUUCCUUGUAACUGUUUUGCACGUGAAAGGAUCUACUUCAAGAAUUAAUGUUUUGGGCAUUACAGAAGUCCAGGAACUUCUUCUUGCUGGUUGUUAUAAUACACCGAGGACAGUACAUGAAAUUACAGCACAUUUAGCUAGCCGCCUUGCCCGGUGGGAUGACAGGAUAUUUCGGAAAUCCAUCUUUGGGGCGGCUGACGAAGUGGAAUUGAAGUUUGUGAACAGGAGAAACUAUGAAGAUUUAAAUCUUUAUGGUAGUAUCCUGAACCAAGAAAUAAGAAGGUUAUCAAGACAGGUUAUUAGAGUAAAAUGGUCACUCCACGCUAGAGAGGAGAUUGUUUUUGAGCUCCUUCAGCAUUUGAGGGGGAAUUCAACAAAAACCCUGCUGGAAGGAAUACGAAAGAGUACUAGGGAAAUGAUUGAAGAACAAGAAGCAGUUCGUGGUCGCUUAUUUACCAUCCAAGACGUCAUGCAGAGUACUAUUCGUGCAUGGUUGCAGGAUAGGAGCCUUACUGUCACUCAUAAUCUAGCUGUAUUUGGAGGAUGUGGCCUUGUUCUUUCCAUAAUCACUGGGCUUUUUGGAAUCAACGUGGAUGGGAUCCCUGGAGCUGAAAACACACCAUAUGCCUUCGCUCUAUUUGCAGGACUUCUAUUCUUCUUAGGUAUAGUGCUAAUUGUGGUCGGGUUGAUCUACCUUGGGUUAAAAAAACCCAUCAACGCAGAGCAGGUGGAAGUGAGGAAGUUAGAGCUCGACAAGUUAGUCAAGUUGUUCCAACACGAGGCAGAGACUCAUGCUCAGGUUCAUAAACCUGUCUUGCGCCAUAACUUGCCACCAACAGCUGGAGAUAUCUUAGAAGAUGCUGAUUAUGUUCUAAUUCAGUGAUGCUAUAAUGGCCAAUUGAGUUACCUUAGGGUAUUUUUUUUGGCUGAAUGGAAAAUAAAAUUGUCUUAAUUUAUCUCUACUGUUGCACCAUACGAAUUACAUGUUAAUUAAUGGCACAUGUUUAAUUGAAUUGAAGAUGUUUGAUGUCAA
Olea europaea var. sylvestris is the source of this 1779-nucleotide messenger RNA. RefSeq lists its product as uncharacterized. Gene Ontology annotation, biological process: metal ion transport; transmembrane transport. The transcript is spliced from 6 exons. The coding region runs from base 559 to 1629 and encodes 356 amino acids. NCBI's taxonomy places the organism in Eukaryota, Viridiplantae, Streptophyta, Magnoliopsida, Lamiales, Oleaceae. Gene Ontology annotation, molecular function: metal ion transmembrane transporter activity. The record is from RefSeq and is a predicted model, not a curated record. Gene Ontology annotation, cellular component: membrane.